GAUGGCGCCACCGUACUUCUACUACGGAUUUCUGCUGCCGCUCUGCGUCAUACUCGCUUGCAACGUCGUCGUCCUUGUUCUCGUCGUCAAAGCUUUCACUUGCGACCGCAAGAUGGCGCUGCGCAGCAACCAGUCGCGUCGCGUCGUCGUCGUGCGACAGCUGGUCGCCCUGGCGGCGCUUGUCGCCGUCAUGGGCCUCACGUGGCUGUUCGGUCUCCUAGCGGCUGCCGGCUGGCUCGCCGGACACUAUCUCUUUUGCAUCUUCAACUCGCUGCAAGGUUUUAUCAUCUACUUCUUCGCCGUACUGAAGAGCAAGGCUGCG
Messenger RNA from Priapulus caudatus, 322 nucleotides. RefSeq names its product adhesion G-protein coupled receptor G7-like. The annotation marks the transcript as partial. The record is from RefSeq and is a predicted model, not a curated record. NCBI's taxonomy places the organism in Eukaryota, Metazoa, Priapulida, Priapulimorpha, Priapulimorphida, Priapulidae. The transcript has a single exon. Gene Ontology annotation, cellular component: membrane. Gene Ontology annotation, molecular function: G protein-coupled receptor activity. Gene Ontology annotation, biological process: G protein-coupled receptor signaling pathway.